Molecule: messenger RNA, 2583 nt
Organism: Lactuca virosa
Lineage: Eukaryota; Viridiplantae; Streptophyta; Magnoliopsida; Asterales; Asteraceae
Source: the annotation of a GenBank genome assembly
AUGGCGGAUCAAGCUGAGUUCUUAACCCACGUGAAGAAUUCUCUGACAGGAGCUUUUUUAAACGAUUGGGAUGACAACGGUCAAAAACCGGUCUGCAACUACACAGGUGUCAACUGUGAUCAACAAGGGUACGUGGUGAAGAUUGAUAUUUCAGGGCAGGGGCUUUUUGGUCAUUUCCCAGAAAACAUAUGCUCUUUCUUACCUCGAUUGAGAAGUCUUUAUCUUGGGUACAACAAGAUUCAUGGAGACUUCCCUCACAGCAUCACCAACUGUUCGCUUCUAGAACAACUCAACAUAACACAUACAAAUCUCACCGGAACGUUGCCGGAUUUAUCUCCGAUGAAGUCUUUAAAGUUGCUUGAUUUGUCGUCCAAUUUCUUCAUAGGGGCGUUCCCGAUGUCGUUUAUAAAUCUCACCAAUCUUGAAGUUGUUAACUUUAACGAAAACGCAGGUUUUGACAUGUGGAGGUUGCCGGAGAAUAUUACGAAGCUGGUGAAGCUCAAGUCGAUGAUCUUGAGUACUUGUAAGGUGAGUGGUUUAAUCCCGAAAUCCAUCGGAAACAUGACGUCACUUGUUGAUCUUGAAUUGAGCGGGAAUUUUUUAGUGGGCCCAGUUCCGAGAGAAAUCGGGUUGCUUAAAAACCUGCAACAGCUUGAGCUUUACUACAAUCAAUUAGUCGGUGGGAUACCGGAGGAGCUUGGGAAUCUCACAGAGCUCAUUGAUCUCGACAUGUCCGUCAACAGACUCACCGGAAACCUACCGGAAUGCAUUUGCCGUCUCCCGAAGCUCCAAGUCCUGCAGCUUUACAACAACAGUCUCACCGGAGAGAUUCCGGUUGUGUUGGAGAACUCGACAACUCUAACCAUGUUGUCGCUUUACGACAACCUUUUAACCGGUGAAGUCCCCCGGCAUCUAGGCAGAUCAUCACCGCUAUCGCUCAUUGACAUGUCGGAAAACCGGUUGACCGGAGAGUUACCACCUGACGUCUGCAACGGAGGUAAGUUGCUUUAUCUUCUAGCACUUGGAAACAUGUUCUCCGGUGAGUUACCGGAAAGUUACGGUAACUGCGUCUCUCUUAUACGUUUUCGGGUGAGCCGUAACCGUCUGGAAGGGAACAUACCGGAAGGAAUUCUAGGUCUCCCGUCGGUUUCCAUUAUCGAUUUGAGUUACAACUUUUUGAAUGGUUCAAUCGCGAAAGCAAUCGGAAACGCUCGAAACUUAUCGGAGUUGUUUCUACAGAACAAUCGAAUCUCCGGCGUCGUACCUCACGAAAUAUCUAACGCGAUCAAUCUCGUGAAGAUCGAUUUCAGUAACAACCUCUUGUCUGGUCGAAUACCUUCAGAAAUUGGUAACCUAGAAAAGCUAAAUCUGUUGUUAUUGCAAGGAAACCAGCUUACAUCUUCCAUUCCCGAUUCACUUUCUUCUCUAAAAUCCCUAAAUCUUCUGGACCUGUCGAGAAAUCUCCUCACAGGUGGCAUACCCGAAACCCUAACCGAUUUGCUUCCGAAUUCCAUGAAUUUUUCAAACAAUCUUCUUUCUGGAGCGAUACCCGUCUCAUUCAUCAAAGGGGGGCAAUUAGAAAGCUUCACAGGGAACACAAAACUUUGUGUUCCUGUUCCAGUGUUACCCAAAACAGGAAAUCAAAAUUUCUCCAUAUGUUCACAGACUUAUAACAAAAAAAGAGUUAACUUUUUUUGGAUGAUUGGGAUUUCGAUUGCAAUUCUGUUCAUCGGAGGUAUCAUAUUUCUAAGGUGUAAUCGAGAAAGAGAUGUUCUACAACAUGAAGACGACACAUGGGCAUUUUCGUAUUUCUCCUACAACAUGAAAAGCUUUCAUCAUGUAAGUUUCAACCAACAUGAAAUCAUCAAAUCCAUGACUGAUAAAAACGUCGUGGGUCAUGGAGGAUCGGGUAUGGUUUACAAAAUCGAUUUAAGCAAUGGUGAAGUUAUUGCAGUGAAGCGAUUUUGGAGUCAGAAAUCGAAAGAUAAUUCUUCAUCAAAUGACCAAAAAAUAAUGGAGAAAGAAUUGAAAAGUGAACCAAAAGUUGCCGAUUUUGGGUUAGCCAAGGUUCUAAAUGGUAGAGGGAAAGAUUCCACCACUACUUGCAUUGCAGGGACAUAUGGCUACAUAGCCCCGGAGUAUGCGUAUUCAUCGAAAGCAACAACCAAGUGUGAUGUGUACAGUUUUGGGGUGGUAUUGAUGGAAUUGAUAACGGGGAAGAAGCCGGUGGAGUCAGAGUUUGGGGAAAACAAGAACAUCAUAUAUUGGAUUUCAACAAAAGUGGAGACGAAGGAGGGGGCGACUGAGAUUCUAGACAAGAAUUUGUCAGGGUACUUUAAAGAUGAUAUGAUAAAAGUUCUUCGUGUAGCUAUCCUGUGUACAUGUAGGAUAGCUACACUGCGGCCUAGCAUGAAUGAGGUUGUUCAAUUGCUCAUUCAGGCAGACCCUUGUAGGGUCGAUACUUGCAAACUAUCAAACAAGACAAAAGAACCCGAAAAAUAAAUCUUUCAUUACUAAUUAAAGUAAACUUUAUUUGGGGUUUUGAAAGGAAUUAGCAUAGCAUCUAUAGAGUGGAGUAUUGUA